GCGGCGGCAAGCGGCAGGCAGCCGCGGCGAGGAUGAUGGUGCUUUGUUUUCUGAGCAGAACACUGCAACUAGCAAGACAUUCAUCCAGUCCACUGGGGAGACAACUCUGUUCGGCCAGCGCAAAUAAGCCAGUGUUGACUUUAUUCACCAAGAAACCAUGUCCUCUAUGUGAUGAAGCAAAAGAAGUGCUUGAGCCGUAUAAGAGAAGGUUUAUUUUACAGGAGGUGGAUAUUACCCUUCCAGAGAACUCAGUGUGGUACGAUAAAUACAAAUAUGACAUACCUGUUUUUCAUUUAAAUGGGAAGUUCCUAAUGAAGCAUCAAGUAGACAUUCAAAAGUUUGAGGACCAGCUUAUGAAGCUGGAGUUGCAAAAUGAUGGAAACCAGUGAAGAAAAUGCAGCUGCUCUGAUGUCGAUCUGAAAGGACUGUGCAACAUAAAUUGUGUGAAAAAGCAGUAUUCAUUAUCUGGCCUUACGUUUCUUAGAACGUAUGGUACCAGUAUCCUAAAAAUCUUGAGUGACUUGUAUUCUGUUUUGUAUUAAUCAUCCAGCCCAUCUGCACCAGUAGCAACCUUUUCUGUACCAUUCAUUUGCUGCUAUCCUAGGCUGGCUUUUCAUUGACAGAAGAAAUGCUGCUCCAUAACAGCAGAUAAAGUGGAAUGUGUUUGUAUUGGGUUUGCGUGGCAAGGUUUUGGCAGUG
This is a messenger RNA of Gymnogyps californianus (California condor), 699 nucleotides long. It is a transcript of the gene CZH5orf63, whose product is annotated as chromosome Z C5orf63 homolog. NCBI's taxonomy places the organism in Eukaryota, Metazoa, Chordata, Aves, Accipitriformes, Cathartidae. The record is from RefSeq and is a predicted model, not a curated record. The transcript has 4 exons. The coding region runs from base 33 to 389 and encodes 118 amino acids.